Molecule: messenger RNA, 979 nt
Organism: Diachasmimorpha longicaudata
Lineage: Eukaryota; Metazoa; Arthropoda; Insecta; Hymenoptera; Braconidae
Gene: Rpp25
Product: ribonuclease P protein subunit p25-like protein
Exons: 4
Coding region: 110-697 (195 amino acids)
Biological process (GO): tRNA 5'-leader removal
Cellular component (GO): ribonuclease MRP complex
Molecular function (GO): RNA binding
Source: RefSeq, a predicted model, not a curated record
GUUCGCCUUCGUUUGUAAACAGAACAUAACAGUGCACACGUGUUCAGUGUUGAUAAGCCACUCAUGGAUUUCAUUUUCUCGGAGAAUAAAGUUAUUUAUUGAAUAAAAUAUGGGAAGAUCGAAAUUGAAGAAAUUGCGGAAGAUCGUUACCACAGAUGACAUCACGGAAAAGACUGAUGAAAAUUUGAUAAAAAAUUUGCCGGAUAAAUUGUUAAGGAUGCGAGUGAAGAGUGGAACGAAAAUUAGAAAUGUUUUUAAUUACUCAAUUAAAGAGUUUUCAAAGUACGAGGGGGUUUUAUGGUCCGGUGCUGGCCAGGCUGUUGGAAAAGUAAUCUCCUGUGUUGAGAUGUUCAAGAGAGAAUUCAAAGGACUUCACCAAAUAACGAAACUUCAUUACAUUGAAUCGAAAAAUAAUUCAAAGGAUGAGGGGAAUCACAGAUAUGUGCCGGAAAUUCACAUCUGCCUUAGUAAAAAUCAAUUCAACUCCUCAGAACUCGGAUAUCAAGGGCCUGAUGACAACAGCAUAUUCCAGGCCUCAUUCCAGAAUGAGUGUGAUCAGGGUCAAGGGAAUAGCAGCAUAAUUUCUGGGGUUGCUGCGGAGGAAUUCGCUAAAAUGGGUUUAAGGACGGGACAAAAGAGGCCAAGGGGAAAUUUUAUGGAUAAAGCAUUGACAAAAAAGUCGAAACGAAUUCCUUAAAAUUAAUUAUUCGAAUACGUGAGUGAUGAAAGGGGAUAUGAAAAUGUCUAGACAUCCAGUCUAUUUAGUCUUCAUUUAUAAAUUUUUCGUCUUUCCCCACCUUUUGAUUGCCUAGUACCCAAAAUGUAGGUUUCAUAAUUGUAUUAAUAUAAUAAGUUCGUCUUUUUAUAUGUUGUUUAUUUACAAUUCUUAUUUACAGUUGAAAUCAUGAUGGAAUAUAUUUAUUUUGUUGGCUGUCGUUUUUUCGAGAAAAAAUAAAUUCUGGUGCACAUCAAAAUGGCA